Molecule: messenger RNA, 609 nt
Organism: Fusarium keratoplasticum
Lineage: Eukaryota; Fungi; Ascomycota; Sordariomycetes; Hypocreales; Nectriaceae
Exons: 1
Coding region: 1-609 (202 amino acids)
Source: RefSeq, a predicted model, not a curated record
AUGAAGUUCCUCUCCCUCUCUGCCCUCGUCGGUCUCGCCGCCGCAUCUCCCAUCGCCGCUCCGGCUGGGUGUUCCACCGCCCCUGGCGGCUGCACCAUCCCAGGCCCCCUCGGCAUGCUAUCUUCGGCCCACUCGGGCAACAGGAUCGACGUCUUCACCGGCACCGGCGCCAGCGACCCCGAGGUCUGUCGAGCCCGAUGCUACAGCUCGGCAUUCCCAAGCUGCAAGGCCUUUGCCGUGAGGAAGUCAUCCGGAAGCAACGGAGCUUGCUCCCUCUGGGACUACACCCUGCCGUUCCGCGCCCCCGAGGGCACCGAGACAUCCAACACCUACUACUACAACCUCCCCGAUGGCAUCGUCGGCUGGGUUCCCGAGAACGUGGCCCAGCACUACAAGGCCGAUACUAGCAAGACCAAGGGCAACUACAAGGACUGCCGUGCUCUUUGCAUUUCUGAGCCUACCUGCAAGGGCUUCGGCUUCAAGACCGGUGGCAACUGCCAACUGUACGAUGUCUCGCUGGCUGGCAAGGUCAAGGCCAACUCCGACAGCCCAUAUAUCCACUACCAGCUGGACUGCGCUGCUGCUCCUAUCGCUCCCGUCCCUUAUUAA